Molecule: messenger RNA, 459 nt
Organism: Fulvia fulva
Lineage: Eukaryota; Fungi; Ascomycota; Dothideomycetes; Mycosphaerellales; Mycosphaerellaceae
Product: Dothistromin biosynthesis regulatory protein aflR
Exons: 2
Coding region: 1-459 (152 amino acids)
Source: RefSeq, a predicted model, not a curated record
AUGAUAUCACUGGUCAUCUUCAGAUUGAUCGAUACGUACUCUGCUGCUGCACAGGAACCGUCCGUGCAACUCACGCAGGCUUCUCCCGCAGAUCACCCGAGCAUUGAGCAAGCGCACGAUGUUGCAGACUUCGCAUCAAACUUGUUCAACGAAAGCAUGGCACGAUGCGCAGAUGACGAGUCUGGCAAGACUGCAAGGACUGUGCUCAAUCACCUGUACCGAGUCCAGCGAUUAGUAAAUCUGCUCUCGAAUCGCUUCGAGGGCAUGAAGCUGCGAAAGCACAUGCACCGCUCGAGCGCCGGCAGUAUCAGCUCCGAUGUAUUUGGAGAUGUGUUAGGUUCGGGUCCAAACCGAGCACAGUCAAUCUCUUCAGGGGCAUUUGACACGCUUGAGACGGAUGUCAGGAAACGGCUGAGGAAUGUCUGGUUCGAGAUCAUCGACCUCGUCCGCAGGGCAUGA